CCAUAGGAAUGCAAAAUUGCCACCAUCACCUCAAAGACAAUUCAAUGCAAAUCUAAACUGACUAAACCAAACUAAAGAAACACAAAACUAAAAAUUUACGAGCAGUAAUGGCUUUUCUUCUCCACAAUCUCUCUCCACCACAUGCUUUAUUACAGCUUCAAUCAAAAGAUAAACCCACCAGUUCCAUUCAAAGUUGCAGCAUUUCUUCUCCAUUAGCACUAACAAAUAAGCCCAUUUCAUCGGUUACUAAGCUUGAUUCUCCUCCCAGUCAAGUGGGCCAGAUUAAUCAAGCUUCCCCAGGUGAUCAAAAGCAACAAAAUGAUGAUUUUUAUGUCAAUCUGGGCUUGGCUGUGAGAACUUUACGUGAAGAUAUGCCUUCGCUCUUUACUAAAGAUCUUAAUUAUAAUAUUUACAGGGAUGAUAUUACAUUUGUAGAUCCUUUAAACAAGUUUACUGGUAUUGACAAGUACAAGUUGAUAUUUUGGGCUGUAAGAUUUCAUGGAAAGAUAUUGUUUAGAGAUAUUUCUUUAGAAAUUCUCAGGAUCUGGCAGCCUUCAGAGAAUGUAAUUUUGAUAAGGUGGAAUCUUAGGGGUGUUCCUCGGGUACCUUGGGAAGCCAAGGGAGAGUUUCAGGGUACUUCCCGCUAUAAAUUGGACCGAACUGGUAAAAUUUAUGAACAUAAGGUUGAUAACUUGGCAUUCAAUUUCCCCCAACAGCUGAGACCAGCUGCAUCCGUUCUGGAUUUAGUGGCAGCUUCAGCAAGCCCGAAUCCUACAUUCUUAUGGAGUCCAGCUGACAGCUAUUCUUCAUCUUGGCUGCAUCUGUAUAGGGCUGUUCGCGAGACUUUGGAUAAUGAAAGUUUUUCUUUGGUUGCUCAAGACUGCCUAGUUUCUUGUUCAUAGUAAAGGAGGUACCUUUUUGCAUAUCUUACAUAUACAAGAUAUUACUUCAGAUCCCAAAUGUGUGCAUCGCUUCUACAUCUGUAGUUGGUAUACAUAUAUAACAGAGAUACAUUUUUUUAGGUUGGCUAGCAUUUGUACAUACUAUGGAUGUAAAUGUAUAGUUGUAUAAAAAAUCAUUUGUUAUAGAUAGUAGUAACAGUAUUCACAUUACUUGUUUAUCAACAAUUCAGUCCAGUUGUUGAAAUUGGUUUUUCAUGUU
Molecule: messenger RNA, 1161 nt
Organism: Daucus carota subsp. sativus
Lineage: Eukaryota; Viridiplantae; Streptophyta; Magnoliopsida; Apiales; Apiaceae
Exons: 2
Coding region: 108-902 (264 amino acids)
Source: RefSeq, a predicted model, not a curated record